CACAUUCUAUAUAUAUCAAGUAAAUAAAAAAAAAUCUCAGCAUGGUCCUCCGAACCACAACCAUCCUUACACUUAUCAGCCUAAUUUUGGUUAUUUCAACCACCUCAGCACGCCCUGAUCCAGUCCGAGACAAUGACGGUGUCCCAUUAAUAAAAGGUGCGCGUUACUAUGUCCUCCCUCCGAAUUUCGUCUCAAUCGCCGAACGCGACCGAGGCGGGUUAGCCCCAAUUUCUCGGCCAUCCCAAACGCCCUGCCCUACCUACGUUGCCCAAUAUUCAGAUUUAUGGACAUUAGGUUGGCCCGUAACUUUCUUUCCUGCAGACCCGUCUCAGAAACAAAUAACCGAAGAUACUGACCUCAAUAUCUCCUUUGGUCCGGACCCAAUAUGCAAAAACAUAGGGGUAUGGCAAGUUAAUUAUGAACGAAUUUUUGGACCCUACACGGCUUUAAUUAACACAAAUGGAGUUAUAGGAAAUCCAGGACCAGAAACUUAUAAUAAUUGGUUCCAGAUUAAGAAAGCUAAUGUAACAUUAGAUUCCUUCAGCUACAAGAUAGUGUACUGUUAUGAAGGUCCUCCUGGGACAAGACAUUGUGAUGAGGUAGUUCCAAGUAUACCUGGAAAUAAUGGUAUGAAGUAUUUAAGUCUUCUACCUAUUAAUUACAACAAACCCUUUUCUGGGUUUGAAUUCUUUUAUGUUGAAGAUGAGGUUACAUCUGUUUGAUGAGCUUGCUAGUUGGCUUACUUUGUUAAAAUAAUGUAUGUACUUGAGAUGAUAUUCUCUUCAAGUUAAUAAAGUUUUCAAUUAUUUAUUUGCAUGUUUUGUAUGAGAUCAUCUGAUCUAAUUAUGAUUAAAUCUAUA
Messenger RNA from Amaranthus tricolor (Joseph's coat), 860 nucleotides. Its product is annotated as kunitz trypsin inhibitor 5-like. The coding region runs from base 42 to 722 and encodes 226 amino acids. The record is from RefSeq and is a predicted model, not a curated record. Gene Ontology annotation, molecular function: endopeptidase inhibitor activity. Lineage: Eukaryota; Viridiplantae; Streptophyta; Magnoliopsida; Caryophyllales; Amaranthaceae. The transcript has a single exon.